CCACGUUCUUCUUUCACAAGUUACAAAUCUAGUUUAUCAUCAUUAGAAACAGCUUGUCUUUCAGCACAAUUAUGAUAUAAAUGACUGGACAUUCAACGACAUUUGAAACAAGCAGAACACAUCACUGCUUAGCGCAGUUUGAGAAAUACCGUGGACGCAUGUGUGAGGAAAUCAAACCUUCUUGACUUGACGAUUAAAACAAACCACAACGCCGAUUCCACAGACGUUCACAUGCUGUGUGAAAUGGAAAUGAAAAAUAAACCCGUUUUAUUUACAAUGGAAGACAUGUCGAAUGUUUAUGUCCCAUUUUAACAAGAUCACAGGGUCAUUUGGAAUUUGCUGGAAGGAAAACAUCUUUAAAGGUUGUUACAAGGCCACGUUUACCAGUGCGUAGCGUUCGUUUAACAGCAGUCAGGAAACAUCUGUGAACUGAUUUGAUGAGUCUGAUUCAGAUCAGCACACAGGCCCUUCUGCUAUGAGGCCCAGUUCACAUUGUCCUGCUGAAAUGCACCAAUCAGGAGCAUGAAGUGCGAUGGUUUCUUUCUACGUGGUGGGACGAAUAUUCAGCGUCUUUAAUGAGUGAAAAACAAGAAACAGAAAGGUUUUGUGGUGUUUUUUACUCAUGUACAUCAGCUGUGUCGUACUUUCUAAAAUAUCGCCUUAAAACUCUUUGCACCCGUUAUGUGAAUUUAUAAUGUUCACAGCCGAUGUGGUCAUUGGUUGUGAACUUAAACAACCAACGGCGACUCUUCAGUUUUGUCUCCUGACAGAAAUAAGGCCCAAAGAGUGGAAAGUGAUUGUAAUUCAGAGGGUUUUGACCACUGCACUGUGGCUGAUCAUUCAGCAUGAUGUGGCAUAACAAAGACUGGACUGAGCCAUGUUGGUCAUGCACACAUCCAUGAAGAAAAACGGUUUCAUUGUAAUUUCUAACCCAGUUUAUAAUGACUCUCCAUCCCUGCUGACUUAAAGCUGCACACAUGUGAACAUGUUUAACUUUAAUGCCACAGUGUGGGCGUGGUUUAACUUUUUAGAUACUGACAAACCUGCUUCCUGCAGCACACACACCAGGUGCACAACGGCACAAACAACCUUUAAAGCCGUGUCCCCUUCUAACAUGCUACUUGAGUUUUAUCCUGUUUGUGCUGUCCACAUCCUCGAGCUACUAAAAGUUGCAGGUUAUCAGUGAGAACAAAGGUCAAGGGUACGUCAGACAUCCAGCAUUUGUAAUCCUACUUGAAAGAAUGACAUCAUCGUCACUGCUGUUAAUAAUUACAGUUGUGAUAAGUGGGAGAGAUGGUAUUUAUUGGUGGCACGAGCGUCUGAGACCCCAGUUGAUUUCCAGGAUCUGGAGCAGGAGGAAGAGACGGCGGAAGCUUCGACACAGACUGGGACGCUCUCAGAGCCACACAGAGAGGAAGCAGCAAAGGCGAGACGAUGCGCCCGGCAGCUCAGCAGUACGUGGUGACCAGGCCGCUGUACUCGGAGGAGUCCUUCGCUCAGGACCAUGAAAAGAUCUACAGGCACCGCAAAACUAUGCUGGACCACAUCAAGCAAUAUUUCACAUGUGACGCGAAACGAGCCAAGAGCACGGCUCUGUCUCUUCUCCCAGUCAUCGGCUGGAUGAAAGCGUACCGAUUGAAAGAAUGGCUGCUGGGUGACAUCGUGUCCGGUGUCAGCACUGGACUGGUGGCUGUGCUGCAAGGGCUGGCCUACUGUUUGUUGGCCUCUCUGCCACCCUGGUAUGGGCUCUUCUCCGCCUUCUUCCCUGUUAUCAUCUACUUUUUCCUCGGCACCUCCAGACACAUCUCAGUGGGUCCGUUUCCAGUGCUCUGUCUGAUGAUUGGCUCGGCGGUCACCAGGCUGGUCCCAGACGAGGGGCCGGCGUUCAACAUCACGGGGUUUGAAGGCCUGACCAGAGACGAGCAGAGAGUGCUGGUGGCCUCUUCUGUCACCUUCCUUGCCGGCGUCAUGCAGCUUGCGAUGGGCGUUCUGCAGGUGGGCUUCGUUGUCAUGUACCUUUCCGACACACUUGUGUCAGGUUUCACCACAGCUGCUGCGAUCCACAUUCUGGUGUCGCAGCUCAAGUUUGUGUUGGGGCUGGAAGUUCCAGGGAUCAGCGGGCCGCUGUCACUCAUAUAUACCUUGGAGAUCAUCUUUAACAAGAUCACCUCCACCAAUGUGUGUGAUGUGGUGAUCUCCAUCGUGAUCAUGGUGGUGGUGUUCAUCGUAAAGGAGAUAAAUGAGCGAUUUAAAUCCAAGCUGCCUGUGCCGAUCCCCAUAGAGGUCGUCAUGACUGUUAUUGCAUGUGGAGUUUCAUAUGCAUUCGACUUUAAGACAAGAUAUGGCAUUGAUGUUGUUGGUUAUAUACCAAAAGGGUACGAGGCGCCAGUCGCCCCAAACCCGCAGAUCUUCCAAGAAACAGCAGUGGAAGCGUUUCCUAUAGCCAUCGUGGGUUUUGCUGUGGCCUUCUCUGUGGCCAAGGUUUAUUCUAUAAAACAUGAUUACACCGUAGAUGGAAACCAGGAGCUGAUAGCCUUUGGAGUCAGCAACAUCUUUGGAGCUUCCUUCAGGUCUUUUGCAGCGAGUACAGCUCUUUCUAGGAGUGCAGUUCAGGAGAGCACAGGAGGGAAAACUCAGGUAGCUGGUUUACUGUCAGCUGUCAUAGUGAUGAUCGUCACAUUGGCUAUUGGAUUCCUACUGGAGCCCCUACCAAAGUCCGUGCUGGGCGCCGUGAUCAUCGUCAACCUGAAGGGCAGUCUGAUGCAGUUCAGAGAGAUCCCAUAUCUGUGGAGGAGGGACAAAGCCGACUGUGUGGUGUGGCUGGCUAGCUGCAUCGGUGCCUUCUUGCUGGGGCUGGAUCUGGGACUGGCUGUCGGCCUCGGUGUGGAGCUGAUCAGUGUCAUCCUCAGGACUCAGUUUCCUCGCUGCAGUCUGCUGGCCAACAUCAGGGGCACCGAUAUCUACAAAGACCGAAAGGACUACAUCAGCAUAUACGAGCCAGAAGGAGUCAAGAUCUUCAGGAUCCCAUCUCCAAUCUUCUUUGCCAACAUUGAGUUCUUCAGGAACAAGCUGGUGGAAGCUGUCGGCUUUAACCCAUUACGGGUGUUGAGAAAGAGAAAUAAAGCAGUGAGGAUGAUACGGAAACUUCUGAAGAAGGGCAAGUUGCAGUGGACAUCUAUCGGCCUCCUGAAUACCUCGUGUGGACCCAUAAAUGAAUCAGAGGACGAGAGCAACAUGGAAGAGCUGGACCAACCGACUAACUUCAAAGACUUUCCUGCCCGGAUCGACUGGAACGCCGAGCUUCCGGCCAACAUUGCGGUUCCCAGAGUUGAGAUUCACAGCCUGGUCCUGGACUUUGCCGCCGUCUCCUUCUUAGACAUCUCUGGACUGAAGGGACUCAGAGCACUGCUGAAAGAGCUGAUCCGAGUUGAGGUUGAGGUCUACAUUGUGGCCUGUGACCCUUACAUCCUGGAGAAACUCCAUGAUUGUAGCUUCUUUGAUGAUGAAGUUCAGUCUUCAAUGUUCUACCUGACACUGCAUGACGCCAUGCUGCACAUCCUGGAGAAACAUCCGGAGCCCAUUCCAAAAAAGUCUGAUUAUGAGAAGAUAAUGACAGGAGUCACUAUUCAUCAUCUGCCCGGCAAUUUGAGGAGCAGAGACAGAAAUGCUUCACCCACACAAACAAAGUUAUAACUUCAGAGUGACGACGAUGAGGACGACCAAAGACGAGGAAGAUGAACCCUGUGUGUGUGUGUGUGUGUGUGUGUGUGUGUGUGUGUGUGUGUGUGUGUGUGUGUGUGUGUGUGUGGCUUUUAAUGCAAUGCAUGAAACUGCAUUGAUUCUAUUGCUUUUUUAUCGUAUACAUCAUAUAGAUUUGUAGACAAUUACUGUAUAAUUUAUUUGACAUGUUUAUUUUCAUUUUCAUGAUGGUGAGGAUGAAUGUCUUUGCAAUGGUAAUAUUACUUUCAAGAGUUAAAACUGACUGAAA
This is a messenger RNA of Haplochromis burtoni (Burton's mouthbrooder), 3988 nucleotides long. RefSeq names its product chloride anion exchanger. Gene Ontology annotation, cellular component: membrane. Gene Ontology annotation, molecular function: chloride transmembrane transporter activity; bicarbonate transmembrane transporter activity; oxalate transmembrane transporter activity. Lineage: Eukaryota; Metazoa; Chordata; Actinopteri; Cichliformes; Cichlidae. The transcript is spliced from 21 exons. Bases 1435 to 3693 code for a protein of 752 amino acids. The record is from RefSeq and is a predicted model, not a curated record. Gene Ontology annotation, biological process: transmembrane transport.